Messenger RNA from Microplitis mediator, 918 nucleotides. RefSeq lists its product as uncharacterized. Bases 342 to 845 code for a protein of 167 amino acids. Lineage: Eukaryota; Metazoa; Arthropoda; Insecta; Hymenoptera; Braconidae. The record is from RefSeq and is a predicted model, not a curated record. The transcript is spliced from 5 exons. Gene Ontology annotation, cellular component: ciliary membrane; Golgi apparatus. Gene Ontology annotation, biological process: negative regulation of smoothened signaling pathway.
GAGUAUGGUUUCAAAAACAGAGCUCUUACCUGUUUACAAGACAGUGUUUUUAUUUACCAUAAAUCUAAAUAUUUCCCAGCUACUUUUUUUAGUUGAAUCCUAACAUUUUUGACAUGUAAAUAUUAUUGUAGAUAUUCAAAAAAACAAUUGAUAUAAAUUUUCAUGUUGAGCAUAUUUGAACGAGUGUAAAAUGUUUUUUACGUGAAUAAAUCAGCUGGGGCCGAGUAAGCGUUAGCAGAACACAUCUCAUUGCUUCGCAAUUGAAUUGCGCCAAAAGCAUUUAUGAAUCGAAAUCUUGUACUAUUAUAAUUUUUAUAAACAAGUCCUGGAAAAUCAACACUAUGGACAAAUUAACAGUUAUUUCAGGAACAUUGUUUCUUGCCGCAGAUAUAUUUGCUAUAGCUAGUCUUUCUAUGCCAGAUUGGAUUAUUACCGAUAUAGGCGGAGACACUAGACUAGGAUUAAUGUGGUCAUGCAUGACUUUAUAUAACAGACCUCAAGUAUGUUAUACACCAGAUCUACAACCUGAAUGGUUAAUUGCGCUGGCUUGUAUAUUUGUGGGAUGUAUUUUAAUAACCGUCACCAUAAUUUUACUCGUUUGCUCACAUUGGGACCGCCAUGUGAUCCCUUACGCGCGAUGGGUUGGAUUCACAGCAAUGGUUCUAUUUUGCUUAGCAGCAGUGAUAUUCCCAAUGGGUUUCCAUGUGGAUGAGAUUGGGGGCCAACCAUACCAAUUACCCAACUCUCAUCAAGUUGGAAUUUCUUAUAUUUUGUUUGUAUUAGCAUUGUGGAUAACGGUAAUAUCUGAAUUAUUUGCUGGCAAAGUAUGUUUGCCUCACUUCUGAUAAUUUACUUGUUUUAAAUUGUAUAAAAAUUAUUUUUGUUUUCAGUAAUAAAUAAAAUUGUUAUAUUAUGUUA